CUUUCAACUAUAAAUGCAUCCUCAAUGCCCGUUCGUGGUGCCGGACAUUUCCAUGCCAGAAUGUCAAGGCAGCUUCCCCACAUUUACUGUACCUAUGUAGCGAAGCCAAGCUCUGGAGAUUGAAGACUCCGCCAUAAGCCAGCUUCCGCGAUUAAAAGUUUCAUUCCGCACCACCUGCCUACAUAAAUGCACAGAAGAUUCGUCUUCACUCUACAAUUCAAACCUACCACGACACCUAGAGGCAAUCGAAGACCAUUUUCCACCAGCAUGGCAUCCAAGAAAGUAUCUGCCGCAGUCGCCAAAGCAAACGACUUCAUCGACUUCGUGAACGCUUCUCCAACACCCUACCACGCCGUCCAAUCUGCCAUCACCCGCCUCACCACCGCGGGCUUCACCGAGAUCCGCGAACGCGAUCCCUGGACCUCCCUCCUGCACCCAGGCGGAAAAUACUACCUAACCCGCAACGCCUCCUCCAUCGUCGCCUUCACCAUCGGCGCCAAAUGGAAGCCCGGGAACCCCAUCGCCAUGGUCGGCGCACACACGGAUUCGCCGUGCUUGCGGCUCAAACCGGUGUCCAAGAAGAGUGGGGCGGGCUUCCUGCAAGUCGGUGUUGAGACGUAUGGGGGAGGCAUCUGGCAUACGUGGUUUGAUCGCGAUCUGAGCGUGGCGGGGAGGGCGAUGGUUAGGGAUGGGAAGGGGGGUUUUGUGCAGAGGUUGUUUAAGGUGGAGAGGCCUAUUUUGAGGAUUCCGACGUUAGCGGUUCAUUUGGAGAGGCAGGAUAAGUUUGAGCCGAAUAAGGAGACGGAGUUGUUUCCUAUUGCUGGGCUAGUGGCUGCGGAGUUGAAUAGGACGGGGCAGAAGGAGGGGAAGGAUCACAGUAUUGAGGGGCUGGAGAAGGAGGGGGAGGGCGAGUUUAGGCCAUUGAAGGUGUUAAGGGAUAGGCAUCAUCCGUAUCUUGUGGAGAUUAUUGCUGAGCAUGCGGGGGUGGAUGUUGAGGACGUGAUUGAUUUCGAAAUGGUGCUUUAUGAUACGCAGAAGUCGUGCAUUGGAGGGAUCAAUAACGAGCUGAUUUUCAGCCCAAGACUCGACAACCUGGGCAUGACCUACUGCGCUAUCGAGGGAUUGAUCGAGUCAGUGUCUCAGAAGCAUGCAUUGGAUGACGAGACUGGUAUUCGUUUGAGUGUCUGUUUCGACCAUGAGGAGAUUGGAAGUACAUCUGCCCAUGGUGCGGCUUCAAACCUUCUGCCCGCAGUCCUGAGACGGUUGUCUGUCCUCCCAGCUGGACACCACGACUCGGGUUCCGAGCAAUCCUACGAGAAGAUUCCUCGAGAGCAGGACCUCGACAUCGCCACCGCCUACGAACAAACCCUCUCGUCCUCCUUCCUUGUUUCGGCCGACAUGGCACACUCAGUUAACCCCAAUUAUGCCCACAAGUACGAAGCUGAUCACCGACCAGAGAUGAACAAGGGAACGGUCAUUAAGGUCAAUGCGAACCAGAGAUAUGCUACAAACUCACCUGGUAUCAUUCUCUUGCAAGAAGUUGCGAAGCUUGCAAAGCCGAGCGAGGACUCGACUACCAGCCACGGAGUACCGUUGCAAUUGUUCGUUGUUCGGAAUGAUUCUUCUUGUGGAAGUACAAUUGGACCUAUGCUUUCUGCUGCUUUGGGGACCAGAACUAUUGAUGUCGGAAAUCCUCAGUUGUCGAUGCAUAGUAUUCGUGAGACGGGCGGUGUUUAUGAUGUGGAGCAUGGCGUCAGGUUGUUUGAGUCUUUCUUUCAACAUUUUUCGGAGUUGGAGUCGAAGAUUUUGGUGGAUUAGGUAGUUAUAUAUAUAUAUAUGUAUGUAUGGUAUAUUUCCUCCUUUGGCGAUCAAUGGCAGCACUUGCUCAAAAAAGCCGCCUCGAGAAUUAUUUGCUCGCUCAUGGCUCAAUGGG
Messenger RNA from Mollisia scopiformis, 1933 nucleotides. RefSeq names its product peptidase M18, aminopeptidase I. Gene Ontology annotation, cellular component: fungal-type vacuole. Bases 268 to 1818 code for a protein of 516 amino acids. Lineage: Eukaryota; Fungi; Ascomycota; Leotiomycetes; Helotiales; Mollisiaceae. Gene Ontology annotation, biological process: proteolysis. The transcript has 3 exons. The record is from RefSeq and is a predicted model, not a curated record. Gene Ontology annotation, molecular function: metalloaminopeptidase activity; zinc ion binding.